AUGAAAAUCGCUUACAUGUAUGAUGAAACAAUAGGCCUUCAUAGCUAUGGAAAAGACCACCCAAUGAAUCCUUUCAGAAUAACAAUGACACAUUCGCUAGUCAAGUCAUAUCAACUAGAGCAUUAUCUGGACCUCUAUGCUCCGACUAAAGUUCCAAUUACGUAUCAUAGCGAUGAAUAUUUAAAAUCAAUCGGAGUGAAGGAGACGCCAGACUGCCCAGUAUUUGAAAAUAUAUUUGAUUUCUGUGAAAGAUAUGCUAGUGCGUCUAUUAAUGGAGCAUUCAUUCUCAAUUCUGGUCUCUACAACUGUGUCAUUAACUGGGCCGGUGGUCUGCAUCAUGCUAAAAAAGAAGAGGCAAGUGGCUUCUGUUUUGUAAAUGACAUAGUUAUGGCAAUUCUUGAGCUUCUUUCAAAGUAUGAAAGAGUCAUGUACAUUGAUGUUGAUGUUCAUCAUGGAGACGGAGUAGAAGAGGCAUUUUUGGACAAUGACAGAGUCUUAACUCUGUCUCUCCAUAAGUAUGGCGAUGGAUUCUUUCCUGACACUGGAACAUUGAUAACUGGUGACUGGAAAGCACUGAAUGUGCCACUUCAGAAUGGAAUAGAUGAUGACUCGUAUAAAUACAUAUUUGAGCCUGUGGUUUCAAAUGCCAUCAGAAAAUUCAAGCCAAAUGUAAUUGUAUAUCAAUCAGGUGCUGACUCACUAGCUGAGGACAAGUUAGGAACAUUCAGCCUAAGCAUAAAAGGACAUGCUGAGUGUCUUAAGUUUGUGAUGAGCUAUGAAAUACCACUUUUAGUACUGGGUGGGGGCGGCUACACUAUACACAAUGUUGCUAGGUGUUGGGCAUAUGAAACGGCGGUUCUCUGCGGUGCGCCCAUCCCCGAUGUUAUUCCCGAUGACAAUCCGUUCAGACAGUAUUUUGAGCCUAACUUCGAGACAAACCCAGAAUUCUAUCACAAGCAUGCAAAUCAGAAUAGAAAAAAGUACUUAGACUCAAUAAUAGAGUUUUUACAAGACAAAAUCGAUAAGUUUUAG
This is a messenger RNA of Vittaforma corneae ATCC 50505, 1032 nucleotides long. RefSeq lists its product as uncharacterized. Gene Ontology annotation, molecular function: histone deacetylase activity. The transcript has a single exon. Bases 1 to 1032 code for a protein of 343 amino acids. The record is from RefSeq and is a predicted model, not a curated record. Lineage: Eukaryota; Fungi; Microsporidia; Nosematidae.